CAACUAUAAAGAUUUCAGUCUUCCUGUUCAACAUUCCUGCAGCCAUUUAUUAAUUCUUCUGCCUCACCCUUUUUACUGUUUGAAGUAGGAUAUUCAUACUUGAAACAAGGAGAUUUACAAGCGCUAAGAAGCUCCUACUGACAAGAGGAAAAGACAGGUGUCUGGGAAUUAGUCUGAGAAAACUAUGAGUUCUCAGCAGAAUAAUGCAAAUCGUAAUAUGAGUGAAGAGAAAGAGCGUCAGAGAAACAGAACUAUAGACAAGGAAGCACAGAGAGCGAAUCUGGUGAAAAGUGGAAAUCGUUUUAUCACUAAAUUCAUUAGUGCCAUUUCAGAUGAUCAACAUCUACCUAAGGAGCAAAAGGACAAGUAUAUACAAAGGCUUCUCCAUGCCAUCUUCUUCAUUGGAUAUGUUAAUGACCCUUCUGUCUCACCAAUGGAAUUUCUAUCCAAUAUUAAUAACCUUUGGGAAGUAAUAAAGAAAAAAUACCCAGAGCCAUGUGAAAAAUACCUGACCCAUCUGCCCCGUCAAACACCCUACUCCAUUCUUCUAGAAUAUAUGGGAAGAAAUAUGCCCAGUAAUGAUACAGAAUUAAUGAAAAAGCUGGUUACAUUUAAUACAUCCCUGUUGCAACUAGGACAUGAGAAUCAAGAGGCACUGAUGGCCAAUGAUUUUUCUUUUGCAGCUUCUGUUAUCGCAUGCAGUAAAUAUGAUGAUAAAAAAACAAGCAUCAGUACCUAUGGGGCCUCAUUGUCCUGCAAAGGAAAAGAUCUCAGAAAACUCAUGAUUGCAAUAUCCACCCUCCACGUGUGGCAUAAAGCCAUUUCCUAUGUUGUGUGCUGUGGCAAUAGAGGUGAUAGAAUUGAAUUCUAUAACCAUUUCUACUGUAAUGCUUUUAAUGUUGCAUAUAAUAUUAACGCACAAAAGUACAUGUACAUUCCUGUUUCUCCUUGUAAACUGUGCCACAAAAUGUAUAAAAAUGUGACUUUUUGCCCAGGAUUUGACAACAAAAACGCAUCCUGGGCAUAUGGUAACUGUGGGGAGACUGAAUCAUUCAGCAAAUUGCUGCUGCGCUUGGAGGAUUCAAAAAAUUAUCACCUUUUCACUGUGAUCAAUAGCAAAGAGAAGUCUCUCAAUGGAUUAGACAUAGAGGAUACAUUUAACAAAGAGCACAAAAAGCCAAUGACCGAUUAUGUUAAUAACAUUCUCAAGCAGCGCAAAUUCAAUUUUGAUCCAAAAGACUGGCAGCUCUUCUCGCCAGUCUGACCUAAAACUGCUACUGAUUUCAUAUUGUGCUGCAAGACCAAAGCGCACCAGACACAUUAAGUGGGUGUUGGAAUUACAGAGCAAAUAGUGCAUUGUGGGCAUACUACUAUGUCUGAUGGGGAGUGAUUUUUCUUGGGGAUAUUAAUUAUAAUAUUUUGGUAAUUGUGAUGCUAGGACUAUAAAAAAGGUUAACCAAUAAAUUGAUCUUGUUAUUGCACAGUAAA
This is a messenger RNA of Xenopus laevis (African clawed frog), 1488 nucleotides long. RefSeq lists its product as uncharacterized. Lineage: Eukaryota; Metazoa; Chordata; Amphibia; Anura; Pipidae. The transcript is spliced from 6 exons. Bases 185 to 1264 code for a protein of 359 amino acids. The record is from RefSeq and is a predicted model, not a curated record.